AUGUCCAGCGGCGGAACAAUUGACCCUUGUGUUUUGUGUGAGUUCGGCAUGACCCUGGGGCCCACUGCCCUGCCGGCGGCCAGGCGUAUCACCGCCUCAAAGGCCAGCCGUGUGGAACCAGCCAGGCCAGAGAGCCGGGGUUUUGAGAGAGAGAUGACGUGCCGAUCGUGGGGGCAGUACAACUUUGAGACCUUUGAUGGGUUGUACUUCUACUACCCUGGCAAAUGCACAUACACUCUGCUGAGGGACUGUGAGGACACCACUCAGUCCAGUGUUCUCAUCCAGGUCCUGCUGGCUAAUGUUACUUAUUUUGCUGUACAGAUUCACAAUGACCCAGGCUGUGGGCCCUCUCCGUACACCUGUGCCCGGUCUGUCAGUCUCUUUCUGCCAUGGGAAGGGGAGAUCAGGUUGCAAAACUUCACGGUUACCUUUAAAGGCCAAAGGGUUGAGCUCCCGUACAACAUCCAUGACAUCGAGCUGGAGAGGAUAUCUCAGUACAUCCUGGUCACUCAGCAUCACGGCUUCACUCUGGCCUGGGAGGGCGACAACGGCUCCGUCUACAUCAAGAUGAGUCCAGAGUACGUGGGCAGGACCUGUGGACUGUGUGGCAAUUUCAACGCAGAUGUUCAGGAUGAUCUGAAGACCAGCUAUGGCCUCAUCACUGAAGACGUGGCCAUGUUUGGGAACAGCUGGACGGAGGAGGAGCCACACCAGGCCAGCUGCCCCAUGGUGCCCUCAUUGUACCCUUCGCCCUGUGCUGCCCAGGAUGCCCACACACGGCUGAAAGUUGAAGAAGUUUGUGCAACACUACUGAAGAGCCCUUUUCAAUCGUGCCAUGAGUUUGUCAGCCCUUAUUCUUUUAUGGCCAGUUGCUCAAACGACCUCUGCCUGUCUGGUCCCAGUGGUGAUGCAGUAUGCCAAGUAUUUACGGAGUAUGCUAGGGCCUGUGCCCAUGCGGGUCACACGCUGCAUGACUGGAGAUCGCACAUACAAGCGUGUGCUGUCUCCUGCCCAGUGGAACUUGUGUACAAUGAGUGCAUCACCUGCUGCCCCGUGUCCUGUAACGUGGAGAGGAUGUGCAUCGACAGCAAGCUCCAGUGCCUGGACGGAUGCUACUGCCCCGAUGAUCUGAUCUUUGAGGACGGGAGCUGUGUCAAGGCCUCGGACUGCCCCUGUGAGUUCCAUGGCAUGCUCUACCCCCCUGGUCAAGUGGUCCAGGAGGAGUGCAAUAACUGCACCUGCCUGGGGGGAGUGUGGAACUGCACCGACUACACCUGUCCAGGUGAAUGCUCCGUCACUGGCGAUAUGUUCUUCCAGUCCUUUGAUGGACGUGUUUACACCUUCCCAGCCACGUGUCAGUACGUUCUGGCCAAGAGUCGCAAUUCUGGAAAAUUCACCAUCACCAUACAGAAUGCGCCUUGUGGACCAAAUCUGGAUGGGGCUUGCAUCCAAUCAGUUAACCUGGUCGUUGACGAGGAUCCAAGGACGGAGAUUACAAUGAGCCACAUUGGCGAGGUCUUCGUGUCUAGCCAGUACCGAAUAUCCCUGCCCUAUUCAGACGAGAUGUUCCAUAUCCAGGAGCUGUCCACCAUGUUCCUGCAGGUGAAGACCUCGCAGGGCCUGCGGCUGCAGUACAACUGGCGGGAGUUCCGCCUCUACCUGCAGGUGUCGGAGCUGUGGAAGGAGGACACGGUGGGCCUGUGCGGGACCUUCAAUGGGAACAUUCAGGAUGACUUCCUGGCUCCGUCUGGCAUGAUAGAGAGCACUCCACAGCUGUUUGGGAAUGCCUGGCGUGUGCCCUCGGCGUGCAUGCCCAGCCUCAGCCUGCCACAGCUGGACCCCUGUGAUACCCACCAGCAGAUCGCGUCCUACGCAUCUCAGAUGUGUGACGUCCUGAACCAGGCGCUGUUUGCGCCCUGCCAUGCCUACCUGAGCCCCGUGCCCUUCCACCAGCAGUGCCGGGCAGACACCUGUAAGUGCGGGCAGCCCUGCCUCUGCUCCGCCCUGGCACACUACGCCCGCCACUGCCGCCGCUUCUCCAUCAUCGUCGACUUCAGAGCCCAGGUGGCCGACUGCGCGAUCACGUGCCCAGCGACCAUGGAGUAUGGCAUGUGUGUGUCGGCGUGCCAGCGGCGAUGCCAGUUUCUCUCCAUGCCCCACCUCUGUGGAGACGAGUGUGAGGAGGGCUGUGUUUGCCCUCUCGGAACGUUCUACAACACGCGCACCCGCAGCUAUAAGACUUGCCCCCCUGGCCAGCGCUAUCACGAGUGCAACGAGGUGACGGGCAGCUUGGCCCGGAGCAAAGGCGUGGCCUGUGAGGAGACCUGCGAGUCCCACCUGCUGCACCUCACCUGCUCCACGCACGAGCCCUGCAUCCCUGGCUGCGUCUGUCCAGAGGGCUUGCUGAAACACGGAGAUGAGUGUUUCUGGCCUGAAGCCUGUCCCUGCAUCUGGAAAGGGAAAGAGUACUUCCCUGGAGACCAAGUCACCUCCCCGUGUCACCAGUGUGUUUGCCAGCAUGGGACGUUCCAGUGCGUCUUCCAGCCGUGUCCGUCGAUGUGCACUGCCUAUGGAGACCGCCAUUACCGCACAUUUGAUGGGCUGCUGUUUGACUACGUCGGGGUGUGCAAGGUGUACUUAGUGAAGAGUAAUGUGGAUUCAAUGCUGAGUGUGUCAGCUGAGAAUGUGGAUUGUUAUGAAAGUGGAGUGAUCUGCCGAAAGUCAUUGCUCAUCACUAUUGGCCGAUCUGUCAUUGCCUUUGAUGAUGACAGUGGCAAACCUAGCCCGUCGAGCGUGGUGGACAGGAGGCAGGGCAUGUACAUCUGGCAGGCGGGCUACUUCACCAUUGUGCACAUCCCUGAGGCGGACGUCACCGUGCUGUGGGACAGGAAGACCACCGUCCACAUCCAGGCUGGACCUCGUUGGCAGGGUAAACUCUCAGGUCUCUGUGGGAACUUUGACCUGAGGACGGUGAAUGAGAUGAGAACUCCGGAGAAUAUCGAUUCUGCAACCCCGCAAGAGUUUGGAAACAGCUGGACCGCUGCCGAGUGUGUUAACAGCCCUGACAUCAGACACCCAUGCAGCCUGAGUCCCCUUCGUGAGCCGUUUGCUAAAAGGCAAUGUGGUAUUCUACUGAGUGAAGUCUUCCACGUCUGCCACCCAGUGGUUGAUGUGACGUGGUUCUACAUGAACUGCCUGGCAGACACCUGUGGCUGUAACAGAGGUGGGGACUGUGAGUGUUUCUGCACCAGCGUGGCAGCGUACGCCCACCAGUGCUGCCAGCAGGGCGUCACCGUAGACUGGCGCAGCCCCUCAGUUUGCCCGUAUGACUGUGAAUAUUACAACAAAGUUCUGGGCAAAGGGCCUUACCAGUUGACCACGUACAGGGAGAGGGACACAGUGAUCGCAGCCAACAGGACCAGUGGGGUUGUUCUGCCCAGGAGGAGAUCCACUGUUGGCUAUGGGCUCCUGUCCACAUUCAUGAUGACCCCGGGCCUCAGCAGAGCGCGGCCACAUGAUACAUCACUUGUGUCCUUUGAGGCUGCGGACAGACCAAACUACUUCCUACGGGUGGACAGGGGUGGACAUCUCAGGCUUUCGAAGUGGCAGGACAGUGAGGCCUUCUUCGACCAGUGCACGUUUGUCCUCCACCGGGACACCUGGAUCCCCGGCUACGACUCGCUGGAGUCCUUCUCCAAGCCGGGCUUCUUCCUGCACUACAUGAUCUCGUGGGUUCACCUCAUGAAGUACAACCACUCCGACGGAUUCCGCAGAGCCACACUCUUCAGGCUAGCAGCCCUGUCUGCAGAGUACCAGAUCGGACCACGGUGCCAGUGGCGGUACGAGUCGUGUGUCAGCCCCUGCUUCAGGACCUGUAGCGACCCGUCAGGCCAGAGCUGCGUCACCAUUCUAAAAGUGGAGGGAUGUCUCCCUGUCUGUCCGGCUCACAUGGUCUUGGAUGAGCUCACCCAGAGAUGCGUCCAUCUGGAAGACUGCCCCAUCAACCCCCACCCCUGCUGUGGAGACCUUCAGCACCACAGUGCGUGCCCCAAGCACCAGUGCCGAUCAAGUGGUCACUCCAACCACUACUGUUACCGCCAUGGUGGCCACAGGGUCAACCCAGCCCUCGACGUCGGCGGUAGCAACAGGCGCAUUAGAGUCCUCCUCUGCGACGGUCAGACCGGUGGUGGUGGACUCUGUGAGGACAACUGUGACCGCAGAGACCACGAGCAGGACACCCAGCCCCUCGGCCACUCCUGUUUCUGCCAGCACUCAGAGAACGACUCCAGUAACAGCUACGACAAAGCUGACAACUACGAGAGAAACACCGUCACCCACUGCGUAUACCUCAAGAACAUCUUGGUCACCAGGUGUGUCAACCACGGAAAAGUUUACAAAGACCUCUGCGUGCCGACCACAAAGACCACGACAUACAGACCACACGUGGAGGUCACCAGCGUCACGGCCCAGCCCAGCACACGAAGAACGACAGACUGGCAGACACGUCCGCCUUAUCCAGAAACGUCUUCCACGCCUGUCGCCGUCACACAGAGAAGUGCCUCCGGUCACAGGGAGGGUCGAGGUGUCGACAACAGCAGCCACCACAUCCCGGCCCUCGCCAUGGUCACCCGUGGUCUACACGACAUCCACCCCAGCGACCUCAAGACCAAGCACUCCUGCGGAGAAGGUCACCACCAGAGUGACCCCUACUGCCCAAACUACACGGACGACGACAACGCUUCGAACGACGUCCAGAGUCACUCCGUCCACAGCAGCGCCCCCUGGAACCCCCACUGUGACGUCCACUGCAGGCACCACCACUGCCAGAAUCACAGAAGCAACGCAACGCGUGAGGACAACGGAGACGUCACGGUCACCCGUCACUCAGCCCACCUCAGAGGAGUCAUCCGAGGCCCCAGACACCCCCGCUGCCUCUGGGGUACCCACCACCAUGACUGCCCCCUCUACCAGGAUGUGCACAAAAUUAUUGAUGAAUGUACCAAGUACAUCUGUGUCGGUGGACAACUGGUUUUGUUCAACAAGUCUCAGAGUUGCCCUUAUAACUCUGUUCCUCCUAACUGUGGCCUUCUGGGCUUUGCUAUUCUUGUGAAUGGAGACAAGUGCUGUCCUAAAUGGGAUUGUCCAUGUCGCUGUUCUGUUUUUCCUGACCUUAAUGUCAUCACCUUCGAUGGCAACAGCGUGGCCAUCUACAAAGCAGCUUCUUAUGUUGUGACCCAGCUGCCCAAUGAGACUGUCAGCAUCUUAGUCCAAGAGUGCCCAGUUUCAGAUGCACUACUGUGGAACUUCACAAAUCUCUGUCUGGUCGCUCUGAACAUAACACACAAAUCACACAAUGUCCUCAUCAACAGACUCCAGAGAAGGUUAUAUGUGAACUCCAGGUAUGCCAAGCCCCGCUUUAGGAAGCAUGGAUUUGAGAUCCUGGACACAGGCAACAUGUAUCUGAUCAGGACUCCGACAGGACUGAAGAUCCAGUGGUUUCACAGCACUGGCAUGAUGGUUCUGGAAACAGACACAUACAACAAAAAACUGCCCACCAUGGGCCUAUGUGGUUGUUGUGAUGGUAACCCAGCUAAUGACCUGACCCUGUCCAACGGCACUACGGUGGGGGAGAGCGAGGACCCCGCUGUGUUCAUCGACAGCUGGCAGCUCCCCAACACCACCGGCUACGUCAGCCAGAGCCGCCGGCGCGAGGUCAACUGCUCCACCAGCGACUGCUCCGAGUGCCUGGACAUGCUGCACAACACCAGCUUCAUCCCCUGCCAUGACUACGUCCCCCCUGCGACAUUCUGUGAACUGUGGGUACGAGAUGCAGAGUAUGUCAACAAUCCAUGUGUGGCACUGGCCGCAUAUGUUGCCUCUUGUCACAAAUUCAAUGUCUGUAUUGAGUGGAGGAGCCCUGACUACUGCCCCUUCCUCUGCCCGGAGACUCUGCGCUACCAGGCGUGCUUAACCACGUGCACGGCGCAGUCGUGCCCCAACCAUGAGUUUGAGUACGACCCCGAGCAGUGCUCCGGCCUGACCGAGGGCUGUGUGUGUCCAGAGGGGACCCUCCUACACCGGCCCUACUCCUCCCUCUGCAUACCGCCCAGCAAGUGUGCGUGCACGGACAGCUUCGGGACGCCGCGUGCCGUGGGGGAGGUGUGGAAGGCCUCCAAAGAUGGCUGCUGCAUGUACAGGUGUGAGAACGACACCAUCGUGCCGGUGGAGUACAACUGCACGGAGACGCCUCCGCUCGAGUGCAAGAGAGCGGGAGAGGUGGUCAUCAGCCUGGCCGACGACAAGAGCUGCUGCCCACAGAAAGCCUGUGUGUGUAACCAAACUCUUUGUGAUGCUGCACCUCCUGAGUGCAAGUUUGGAGAGAGGGGGGUGUCCUACUUCAGGGAGGACUCCUGCUGCCCCGACUAUGCCUGUGAGUGUGACCCCGAGCUGUGUGAGACAGAGGUGCCGCCCUGUCGGGAAGACCAGACCCUAAUCGCCACAAAGGCUGAUGGGAGCUGCUGCCUGGCAUACAUUUGCAUAUGUGACACAUGCCCAGAGAUGAUUCCGAAAUGUGAGGAGGGGGAGCUGCUGACGGUGGACGCGAACAGCACUGACCGAUGCUGCCCGGCCUAUCACUGUGUGUGUGAGCCGUUUCGCUGCGCGGAGUUCUCCUGUCCGCCGGGUAUGGCUGUAUCUGUGGACAGCCUCCCAGGCCGCUGCUGCCCCCAGCACACAUGUGAGUGUGCAUGUGACGCUGCGGCUCCAAGUCUGAAAUGUGCGCUGGGAGAGAUCGUGCAGCCUGACAGAUCAUAUCAGUCUGACCCCAUAAACCAGUGCGGUUGUAAGAGAUACAAGUGUGUGCGAGACGCUGUGUGUGUGGACGGGGAGAGGGGUGUGAUGCGGCCUGGCCAGACCCUGGUGGAGCACAGCAACCAGGGCGUGUGUUACGCCACACACUGCUCAGACACACUCGACCCGCACUCCGGCUACCACCUCAUACGGACCACCAGCACAAACUGCUCUGCUCAGUGCUACCCGAAUCAGAUGUAUAUCCCACCCAAAGACCUGUCCUCAUGCUGUGGAGUCUGUAGGAACAUCUCCUGCCUCUACAAGAAUGAAAAUGGCUCCAUCACUCUGUAUAAGCCAGGGAAGACGUGGGUGUCGGACUGCAUGAGGUAUGAAUGCGCAGACACCCAGUCUGGGCCCACCCUCAUCUCCUACUCCUACAGCUGCCCCCCCUUCAACGAGACAGAGUGCAUGAAGAUUGGCGGUACCAUAGUAAGUUACAUGGAUGGAUGCUGUCGAACAUGUAAAGAAGAUGGCAAGUCAUGCCAGAAGGUGACUGUAAGGAUGACGAUCAGAAAAAAUGACUGUCGAAGCAACAGACCGGUGAACAUAGUAUCAUGUGACGGGAAGUGCCCUUCAGCCAGCAUCUACAACUACAACAUCAACACGUACGCGCGCUUCUGUAAGUGCUGUCGCGAGAUGGGCCUGCAGCGCCGCACCGUCCAGCUCUACUGCAGCGGCAACUCCACCUGGGUCAACUACGCCAUCCAGGAGCCCACCGACUGCUCCUGCCAGUGGUCGUAGGUACGCCACCACCCCCCCUCCCCUACCCAGUAGGUCUUCCAGUGCCAGGGGGCACCACGUCUCACGGCAUGCCAUCCCAACCCAGAGCUGGCACCACGUGGGGGGCAGACCAGGUAGUGCCAGGGGCCAGCUGAGACGUUUGAGAGUAGGGACGCCAUGCCGGUCUGAACAUCAGCGCCUGGUUUUGGUGACACAUUAACACUGAGGUUUGUUUUUGAAAUGGUGGCGGAAUAUUUUCGUUCAAAUAUUUAUUUGACAGAAAUUUCAAAACACUGUAAUGUACAGGUAGUGAGUCUGGAUGUUAGGUUGAAGUCAGGUGUAUGAAAUUGCAGAUCCUCACACUGGGUCUCACUCUGCGGUCGCAAAACAUGAGCAGGUCCCACAAGCCUGUGAGAUACACAUCGUUUCACUUGAUUAGAUUCAAAGCAAACCCUAUUUUAAUGGUUACCUCUACUCCCUCAAAAAAUGGCGAGGAUCUCCACACACAAAAGACAUUUUGAAGACCAUUUUCGUUAUUCAUUUAUUGCAGAGGCCAAAAAAGAAGGUGCUUCACAAUUUUAGAAUUCUGUAAGGAGUAUGUGUAUGUCUAAAGAAAAACUGUAAUAUUAUAAUCAACACCAGUACCAGUAUAAAAAAGGACUAGUCUUAGAGCACUUAUCGGGAAAGUCUCACCAAAUAAACAGCAUUGUUAGAUAAAGAACCUAGGCAUUUCUACAGCAAACUGGAGCACUCAUUAUGUUACAUUAUUAUGAAAUAAUAAUAUAUUAUAUUCAUUAUGAAAAAGGAUAAAUACAUUUUGACCAACAGACCACAUCUGACAUACUAUGAGGAUAGAAAUAUCUUGACAACAUAUUGUGAUACCUGAUCAUGACGAUGUACAGUGUGGCAUUAUUCAUUUGAACAGAAGUGAUUGUGGACAGAACAGCUCCAUAUCCUUUAGCUGGGUUGACAGGGGAAGCUUUAUAGGAGCAUAGCACAUUAGUCUCAUCCAGCAGCACACUUCAAUUGUUUCAAAAUGUACAUAAACGAAUGUACUGGAUUUUGUUCCCAUUCAAAUCAUUUCUACAUUGACAUAGUAUGAACUGCAUUAUGUUUUUAACCUUAGCUAUAAUGAUACUGCAAUGCACUGUAUAUUAAUGAUUUAAGAGGCUUUAUAACCAAAUUAGGAAACAUUCUGUUAAAUCCAAAUCAAGCUGUAUUUUGAGCACUUUAUUUAUUUAUUUCUUGGCAACAUAGAGCUAUAACUCUCAAACUACAACGCUGACCAUGCAUACAUUUAUUUUGGGCUCAAACAGUUCAACUCCACAGCUUUUUUACAAACUUUAAAUGAAUGUCAGAGAUUGUAAAAAUACGCUGACAAAAAUAUUAAUAUCACAUUACAUUAACAUCCAUGAUGAAGAAUUCUCUUCCAUAACAUGAAAAAUUGCAGUAUUUCUUUCAUGUCAUGUACACCAUACAAGCGCUUUGUCAUGAUUUGUGUGUGUGUGUGUGUGUGUGUGUGUGUGUGUGUGUGUGUGUGUGUGUGUGUGUGUGUGUUUGUUUGUAUGUUUGUGUGUGUAUGUGUAUAUGUAUGUGCAUGAAAUUUGGUAAUUGUCACACAUUUUGAUCAUUCGAA
This is a messenger RNA of Sardina pilchardus (European sardine), 9205 nucleotides long. It is a transcript of the gene otog, whose product is annotated as otogelin. The coding region runs from base 1 to 7590 and encodes 2529 amino acids. NCBI's taxonomy places the organism in Eukaryota, Metazoa, Chordata, Actinopteri, Clupeiformes, Clupeidae. Gene Ontology annotation, cellular component: extracellular matrix. The transcript is spliced from 55 exons. Gene Ontology annotation, biological process: L-arabinose metabolic process. The record is from RefSeq and is a predicted model, not a curated record. Gene Ontology annotation, molecular function: protein binding; alpha-L-arabinofuranosidase activity.